Molecule: messenger RNA, 1111 nt
Organism: Fusarium redolens
Lineage: Eukaryota; Fungi; Ascomycota; Sordariomycetes; Hypocreales; Nectriaceae
Exons: 3
Coding region: 41-1111 (356 amino acids)
Source: RefSeq, a predicted model, not a curated record
CUCAUCAACACAAAAUCAUCAACAAAUAUUACAAUGCAAAAUGUUUAACCUGGACAUCAAACUCAACCCCCUGACUAAUAGACUCCAUCUUGGAGAGUAUUACAACCUCAGCUUUGUCUACCUCAUCGAGAGCUCCGAGCCAUGCGCCGAUUUUGUUUCCCACAUACACCACGGCCUGACACGCCUUUCGAAACAAUUCCCCUGGGUCACUGGCCAAGUCAAAUACGACGGAUACACAAAUCAGGAUGGCAAUCAAUACAGUAUCAUCCCUUUCCAAGCGGUACCGCGGCUCCAAGUCGAGAACUGCCAAAACACCUCCCAACUGGACUUUACAGAUAUGCUAGGCGAGCACUUUCCCAUGGUCUGGAUCAAUGGGAAUCAUAUUCCCAUAUACAACCCGUCGUCGGACUCGGGACCCUUUCCUGUGAUGGAGUUAAAGUUCACCAUCGAAAAAGGCGCUGCUAUCCUCACCAUCAGUGGGCAUAACAAAGCCGUCGACAUGACAGGCCUAGAUAUGAUUAUUCGAAUGCUGGCUAAAGCCUGUUGCGGGGAGCAAUUUACAUCCUUGGAUAUAUCGGCAAUGGAAACCCACGCGGCGUAUUUUGAUCAUGACAAGAAGAUGUCAAGGCACGUAAGGGUUCCAGUCAAAUUUGUGACGGAGCUUCUGUUACCUCAAAAUCCACCGUUUCAGGCAAGCAAUAUUAAAUGGGCUCUAUUCUCUUUCGAACCAGACGCUCUCCGGGACAUAAAGGACCUGGCCAUGAGUUAUGACAGCCCCUCACAAUACCUGGUGGAUACAGAUGAUGCUCUGACCGCCUUUCCCAACUGGAUCGUCCAGUGUAUCAGGGUUCCAUGGCAUCGGCCUGCAUCAGAAGGUCUUGUGUAUUUCAUGCCCCGAGAUUUGGAGCGUGGAAUCACGGUAGCUAUAUCGUUGCGGGAGACGGACCUGAAGAAGCUAUUACGAUCAUCAGAUAUCUUUCCUUUCAAGUUCAGUGUUAGGAGUUUCCGAGUUAGAAGUCCCCUAGGUAGCGGUGAUAGGCGGCCCCUCAACAGGCCAACAGUCGGCCGACCAACACCACCAAUCUACAGAAUGAUCAACACAACGUCGUAG